UUGACGUGCAUACGGGCGUAUGCGCAGUCAACAGAUCGAAAGACAGCUAAGCGGGCAAUCAUGUGUCCGAGGCAGCAAGAUAUAGAAAAUGUGAAAAUCGAUGCGGUAAUACAAGAUUCAUGUGGAAAUCCAAACGCAG
Messenger RNA from Racocetra persica, 139 nucleotides. The record is from the annotation of a GenBank genome assembly. NCBI's taxonomy places the organism in Eukaryota, Fungi, Glomeromycota, Glomeromycetes, Diversisporales, Gigasporaceae.